Messenger RNA from Acanthochromis polyacanthus (spiny chromis), 2244 nucleotides. It is a transcript of the gene oscp1a, whose product is annotated as organic solute carrier partner 1a. The record is from RefSeq and is a predicted model, not a curated record. Lineage: Eukaryota; Metazoa; Chordata; Actinopteri; Pomacentridae. The transcript is spliced from 11 exons. Bases 171 to 1340 code for a protein of 389 amino acids. Gene Ontology annotation, biological process: transport. Gene Ontology annotation, cellular component: plasma membrane; cytoplasm.
AGAUAAGACAUGGACGAUUCAGCCACCAUGGGCAAUUUACAACAGGAACAAUCAGAUAACGGCCUCGAAAUGACAGUAGAGCUGCUGAUCUGCGAGGCCCUCAACUGCUUCUAACGUCUGCUUCUGCACCAGAUUUCCCUCGCAGCUAAUCCUGUCUUUAUCUUUGCAAGAUGUCUGUGAGAACCCUGCCCCUGGUGUUCAUUAAUCUGGGUGGAGAGAUGCUUUACAUACUGGACCAGCGGCUGCGAGCUCACAACACGUCUGAGGAUAAUUCAGAGAAAGGCGUGUGGUCAGAAAAUGACAGAAAAAGAGUUAUGAAUGACAUCGUUGGGACCAUGUUCAGUAAAGCCUUCAUGGAUGAACUCCUCAAACCUCAGCAGCUGUAUUCUCACAGGACAAUGAAAACGGUGCUAACUCGGUUAGCGCACGCGUCCAUCAUGAGGCUGAACCCGGCCAGCAUGGACCGGCUUUAUGAGCUGAUGGUCAUGGCCUUCAAAUAUCAAGUCUUCCUUUGCCCUCGACCUAAAGACCUGCUGCUCAUCUCCUACAACCACAUAGACGCCAUCAGGGAGCUGGUCAGAGACACUCCGGGGGUCCUGAACCAGGUGGACGAGACACACAGGAAAAUCAUCGAGGUUUACUCACCUCUAUCAGCGGGAGAACUGCAGCUCCUCAGACAAACGCUGCUCAUAUUUUUUGAAGACAUGCAUGUUCGAGUGUCACUUUUUCUAAAGAACCAAAUCCAGAACCCCAACGGACGUUUUGCUAUGGCGCCCUCAGGCCCAGUGCCUCAUGGGACGGAUGUUCCAGGACUUAUUAGGACGUUGGACAGUAAAGGCAGAGAGAUCAGACGGACGGAGUUUCCUACCGGAGGAAGUUACAGCAGCCCGAUCAGAGAGGGAUCGUUUGAGCUGUAUGGAAACAGAGUCAUCAGGCUGGGCAUGAACAUGUACACCGAGAACCAUCCAGAGGAGACUCACACAUCCAAAGCUUCCUCUGUUAAGCCCGUAGACGAUUCUCCAAACCUUCUGGCCAAGGAGGAGCUGAACCUGUUGGCUCGUCUGAUGGGAAGCAUGAAGGCCGAGAACACGAGCGAAGCUGAAACCGGGUUUAGGAUCAACCUGUUUAACACCGAUGAGGAGGAGGAGGAGGCAGGAGCAGCAGGAGGAGCUGAGGAGCCUUUAUUUGGAGUCAUAAAUAUUCAAGCUAUGCAGGAUGAACAGGCAGCUACAGAAUUGGCUCGAAUCGCUGGACAGUUUGCAGAAGAAGAAGAGAAACCUGAAAACCACCACAGCAGCAGCAAAGGAGACGACCUGCUGGCCAUGAUGGACGACCUCUGACCUCUGACCUGCAGGACGACGUGAAGGUUCAAUGAGAUUAGUUGUUUUCAUUUAACGGCCUGAAGGUGGCGUUAACAUCAACUCAUCAUCUCUCACUGUGAGCUUCUUUCAGUCAACCAAAAAAAAUAUGCAGUAUUCAAUGUUUACUCGAUCAUAUCCUCAGUAAAAUCUGUAAAUGUGCAGACAUGAACACAUGUACGGUCAGAAAUCAUAGCUUUCUUUGUUUAUUUGCUCUUGGAAAAGCACCAUGAAUGAACUACAGACUGCUGUGCUGGAGUAUUUUUUAUUUCUGUUCUGUCCGGUAAAGCCGUCAUUUCUAUCUGUGUUGCUGCUGGUUCAUGCUUUUAAACUCUGCAGUAUUAAAUCGGUGAUAAAUGUCAGCAGGAUGCAGGGAAACUGUUUCAUUUUUCUGUUUUGUACGUCCAAGCGUUUGAGGGAAGCUUCAUCUUUAUUUAAAAGGACCUACUGCACUUCUAGCCAGUAAUCAACAGACAUUAAAUUAAUUUGUCUUUAAACAGAAAAACAGCUGUUCUGAUGUUUAAUUGUUUUUCUCAUGUUUGUGAUCAUAACUUCUUAAAUGUUAGAAUUUGAUCCUUUUCUUCCUCAGACACAAAGUUAAAUUGAAUAAAUUUGGAGUUUUCCAAACAAAAUGAGAUAUUUUCGGCGUCACUUUGGAUUGUGGGAAACAUUUUGUACAGUUUGGAAUGAAAACAUUUCAUCAGUUAAACAGGAAGUUAAAAUGCUGAGUUAGUGGUGAUAAAAUAACUGUCAGGAGCAGUAAUAGCUGAAGAUCACGAUUCAUUUUAAUUUUACUUUUCUGUUAUAAAACGAAGCAAAUAUGAUUAAACAAUCAGGUUUUUCACAUUUUAAAAGCAUUACAGCACAUAAUAUUAAAGUAAAUUCU